UCUGCUCGAUCAUGGUGUGUAUCUCGUAGCUCAAUAUUUCCUCUGUGUUUCUUUCUACGUAACAUCCUCUCGAAAUAAUAUCGUUCGUUGAAGUUUACGACUACGAUAUAUCGGUGUAACGAAGCUUAUGAGAAGAUCUCUUUGACGUCUGCCUAAACAGAAGAAACAUUAUUUUCUUUGCUUGCCUACAACGUUCCCUUUCGAAAUGCAUCGCCAUUGCAGACUCCCCUGUCCUGCUUCUCUAUACUUUUGUCGAUAUUUUUUCUUGGUAAGGCAAGAAAAUAUUUUCUACUACUGGUCGUUGCUGAUGCGAUUCUUUAUACAACAUUAAUUUUCGAAGUAUUAAAUGAUAGAUCUGAGCGGUGAGCCUAUGUCGCACUUUCGAGAAAAAUCAAUCCGACAAACAAUAUUUGGAACUAAUUUCAAUCGUUGCUGAGUGAAGAUACAAAAAUUCGUCGGAAUAUGUAGCGCUUUUUUUACUCAAUCUUUCCUACACAUUAGCGUAUUCUUCGUUCUUUUAGAUUUAUCAAAGAAACUGAUUAAACUUUUCUAGUGAUUGUGUCAAAGACAAUAGAAUGUAGCAAAUGGUUAAACAAACUCGUUACAAAAAUCUGAAGCAGAUUGUCUGCGACGGACUGAAUGCGUGAAAAGAAAUUAAAUGAAUUGUGAAAUGCAUAGUUUAAUCGAAAGGUGCUUUUCUAUCCGGCAUUGCCUUACGUGUGGCCAGCCAGGAUAGUUCGCUAGUACGCCACACGGAUGUGACUAUCAGGUCCCUGCGCAGUAGGAUGGGUUGUGUGGAGAGCCACCCUGACUCCAACGACAUGCACGCCACCAUAUUCCAGGUGGAGAAGUACGACGAACACGGUCAGCGCCAUCGUUCCGUGAAGCUCGAAGUCACCGACACCAAUAUUGUUCUCUACAAUAAGAAUAGAACAGCAAUACGAUGGCCUUUAAGAUGCCUACGAAGAUAUGGCUUCGAUGGCGAGACCUUCACAUUCGAGUCUGGGCGACGAUGUCCUACAGGUCCAGGGAUCUACACCUUUAGAUGUCGGAGAGCCCAGGAUCUUUUCAACAUGCUUCAGCUCAAGAUUCAGCGAAUAGCUGAGCAGUCUUUUUCUCAUCAUGUGCCAAUAUUAAUGCCGCAUGAUGAUUACUUGAUGCCCGUACCAGGCAACAGACUAAGAUCUGACUCGCUUGCAUUGCCCGGGAACAACAUGGCCUCCAUGACCGGACACAGUAUAGUUUUAGCUCCGUCAUUACCAACAACCACUCUCAUCAACGCCAAUUCAAUUAACUCACCAAUAGCAUCUCCUAAUUCUCCGGUAAGUCCUUCAAAUGGGACACUGUAUAUAAAUAAAUCUGUGCUACCACAUGAAAACGUCAACGAAGUCGAAGGAGGAGCAUAUGCACCGCCUCCUACGCCUGCCCCGGAGGGCAUCAGGAUGGAUGCCGUGUGUCCGGUUUGGAUUAACUGCCAUGACAGAUCUGUGUCAUACUCCAACAACGUGGCAGACAGAAUUCCUUCUCAUCUUGGUUCCAACAUUGAUCGACAUCUUUCUUCUUCGUCUUCUUUGAAUCACGUCGAGAGACCUCUUUCUUUUGUCGACCAGGGCAGCGAUGCGCCACAAUUCAUUACGCAAGGAAUCAUGUCUGAAAGCUACGAGUCCAACAGCACGAGUUGCACGCGCACGCCUGACAUUUCUGAGUCUACAUGUCAUGUUUACAUGAACAUUGGUUCUGAUAACAGAAAGGAUUUGGAUCGUCUCUAUGCUAAUAUGGGAUUCGACAAAGAGAUUCCAAGUGUGCCUCCAAGGUUAUCAGUAACCACAGGCUCCGCUGGUUCUGGAUCAUCUCAGUCAGGGACUACCACCACUGACAUCACCCAACCAACGUCUCAAAUAAACUACAUCGUCGUCGACGUUGAUAAAAGUUCAGACUCUUCUCAGGUUCCGCCAUUUAGUCCCAUUGGUUCUAUUACUUCUGGAUUACCAGAAUCACCUCCAUGCCGGUCAGUUGCUGGGCGCUACGCAACUAUUGACUUCGAAAGAACUGAAGCUCUCACCAACACAGCGAAGCUUGCUAAUUGCCAUGCAAAUGGCGGCCGGCACAACUCUGUUUUCUUGGAUUCUCCUGACGUGAUCUUGCCAGUGAGUGGCAGAAGACACAAUUCUACGGUGUCUGCAGGAAUAUUACCGUUCCACAAUAAUUCCUGCUCAGAAUAACGAUGUUAACAAUUGCUCAUUGAUUUGUUAUUUUUCUACGGAUUUGGAGUGUAGUUCUAGCGAUGCAUGAGCACUGAAGUGAAACAUCGAAGUUUGUCUACUGAUACGUACAGCAUUGCUAAAAAUUACGUUUAGUUUCCGUAGGCUUAAGAUUUUCCUGAUUAUUCAGGCUUGAUUAUUAUUUAAUUUCGUAUCACUCAUUCCGUAACGCAGCUUUGAAGUUUACAUUCUCUUCUCGUAUCCAUUUGGUCGUCAACGGAGAGAAAAUUUCAUUUUAUCCGCUGAGGAUGGAACACAUCGCCGUGAAAUUUAUUGGCGCUCUGGUUAAUAGGCAAUAAUAAACAAUUUAUUCAAUAAAAAUAUUGAUAAAAAUUCCUUGCCACAUACUUUCAAAUAUUCAUGUGACUGUUAAGGGGGAAAACCUUGUAUUUAUUUAAUUAUCAGUACACACUAUUACUAAUUAUCAGUAGACACUAUUACGUUGUUUCGUGCGCAUGUUUGAGAUCGAUGAUAGGUACUUCCAGAAUUUCUUCUAAGGGGUCAGUGCUUUACGAUUCUUAUAAUCCCCAGCACACAAACUUCAUAUCAUUGCAAGGCUAUUUUAUAUCAAGACGUCACAACACGACACAUUCGCAACGGCUUUGAGUAUUGUGAAAUGCAAGUGUAUUUUCCUGUGCGUGCAAUGACUUUUCUUUCUCGAACUAUUCCAGAGUGUAACAAUCCACCAGCAACAAUUUCAGAGGGAACUUUUUUUUUAGAAGAUAAAUGCCCUCGAGGAAUCCGAUCUAGUCUUGUAAGAAGCUUCGAAAUACAGUACAUCGUAAGCAAUUAUCACACGUUCAGAUACCAUGUCGUUUGAUUGUUUGGGGCAAUAGUAAUAAUUUUUGAAUGAUAAGUAGUAAAUAUAUUGGUCGAUAUAUAAUGGUUACGGUAAUUGUCUCUGUCAGUCUACAAAGUUUCUUAUGCUUCCUAAUUCAUUUUAUCAGAGUGACGGUUACUACAACUUUGCUGCUAUCAUUUAUUGUAAUCGACGAUUCACAAUGAUUACCGAGUUACUGAGUUAUACAUUUAGCCAUAUUUAUGUGCUUAAUUUCAAUUAUUUACACAAAUACAUUUCCGGACGCUCGUGAAGAUGGUUUACUGGUAAAUAUUGUUCGGUUAUACUUACGUAUAUGUGCUGCGGCGUGGAUAAUAAAUGGCCGAGGUUAUUUGAAUGAAUCAGGACUACAUCACACAAUUUACUACAUAUACACUAACACAAUCGACUCUGUAUUUGCUGCGCACUGAAACUGAAGCAUGUUGCCGGCUCUUGAUAAUAGCCAACCGCAAACAUUCUUAUUUUUUCAUAUUAUAUAAAAGUUUAUACUACAACCAAAUUAUAAGAAUCUAUAUAUACCCGUCAGAGAAAGGAAACCCCAUUACAGUACUCGGGGUAGCUGCUAAUAACUACUUAAUAAAUACUACUUAAUUGUCUAUAUCACUUGGAAGCGAAUUAUAGUGAGUUUUUCAAAGAAGUUUUGUUUUAGAUGUGGCAAAAUUACUAAAUUAUUGCGCCAUUUUUUAACGAGUGUCCUGCGCAUCUUCGGACCUUCGUCAGUAAAUGAAGAUCGACAGAAUGAAGAAUGGCAAAAUACAAGUUAUGUUUACGAUUAUUCUAAAAUUUUAUAUGUCAUAAGAAAAUUUCACAAAUGAUCUGCACAAAUUGUGCACCAUGUGCCAGUGCUAAGCGCGAUUGUGAAGAGCGCACUUUACAUGAAGCCACAAUGUUCCUUGAAUUGUUAUUUUGCACUCAUUCAUUUUAAUUCUUCAAUAAAGUUAUUUAUACUUUUUAAGCGGCACAUUAAUAUGUUGAAAACUUACUUAUAUUUAUAAAUAAUUGAUUGAGAUUUAUGGUGUACCACUUUAGACUUUUUAUAGUACGCUAGUUAACAAAUUUAUAUUAAAAGAUAUUUAGAGUUUAUAUUUUGUUGUUCUGACAUUGAAUUAUGUCGCCGGAUUAGCCGAAAAGCACCAUUUAUUUAUGUACACUUCUAAGCUUAUUAAGAAUACUUGUUGACAGCGAUGCAGAAAAACAAUGUGUCAAUCUCUAUAUAUUCGCUGACCCACUCCAAAUGUACAUAUUCAUAUAGAUUAUGUACAUGAAAGUAUAAAUAAUAUAUAUAAUAUACAUACCUAUAUUAUCCAUAUAAAUAAUUACAUCAGCGUAAAUAAAUUUUAGAGAUUAGGAUUUUUAUACCGCGUGUAGACAUGAUAUAGCUUCAUACUUUCAACAACUGUAUUUGUUGCCAAUGCUCCAGUGGCAUUUGCAUCUCACUGCAGUAUUCGUGAAUUUAAACUAAUUAAAAAAGACUCAUGAUGCUGAUAAUUAUCAUAUUGAUCACGAUCAUUAACCAAAUACAUUACCUACAGCUACAGGCCCAUUAGCAAUGGAAAGAUUUUAAACUGAUGAAUAACCUAUAAGGAUAUAUUUAAGCUAUGGCUGCUGGGUUCUUUUUUUCGGGUUGCCCACUGGGAUGGAAUUCUACGUUUAAUGUCCCGUUACCACACGCCAUUGAGAUAGAAAAGAAGGUAUGCCAUUCAUAAAUUCUCUUUCGUAAUUAUCUCACAAUUAACGCGGCCUACUUUUACUGGUAAAAGCAUAAUAUGCUUUACUGGUAAAGACUACCUUUAAUGACUUAAUUUGAGUUAUCAUGCCUCUAACUUUUUCGCCGAAAAAAGUGCAAUUUUUCACUCGAGAGUAUUUUAAUGCUUCAACUGGAAGCCUACGUUAACAUAGAGACGGAAAACUAUCUUCAAGACAGCUAUCGCUCGUUCUAUGUCUAAGUCAGUAUUAUCGUGAUUCAUCACAUGAUUAUUGCGAGCUGCGUUGUCAUAUUGCCAGGACAGAGGCCUUAUCUCACGCGCAUUCCGAGUGACUCCGUCGUGUUGCCAACAUGGAGGACUUCGUCGUGUUGUCAACAUCAGUGGCUCCGUCUUGUUGCUGACGUGAUCCUGUGACCGACGGCAUCCUUGCGAUGACCGAGCUACCGUCAAUGCCGAUAACCUCGCCAGUAGCACUAAAGUCACCGGCCUUCAAUAGAGACGAUAAACUUUAAAAAUAAAACCACAUCUUUCUAGCGCAACCUUAACAGCUUUGUAGUCAUGUGGUUAUCGAAACCUUCAAAUCGUAGUUCUGACCAGUAUUAUAGGGUUUUUAGUAACGAGGGGUGAGGUAUGUGCAGUUUAUGUUGAGUGGCGACUUAUGUGGCAUUGACGGUACAAGAUGAUGUGACAUUUGAUAAGCGUAUUGCUGUUGGCUUUCGUUGCGAAAAGCAAGCGGAGCAGCGGUUUCUAACUUUUGAUAGCCGUGCCACUAGGGAACGCGAAGAGUUUUCAGGUGGAACAGCUUCACCUGAAAUUUUGGGCGUACAAACGAUUCAUAUUUAUUUAAUUAUUCUCUAAAUCUAAUUGAAGGGAUUUACAACAGAAUCUUCAAUGGUAAUCAGCUGAUGCCACACACCACCGACCUGAUUCUAGCGGCCUACUUUUAUAUUCAGACGUUACAUUCAAUUCAUGCGCUAAUAUCAGCAUUUUAGUGUACCGCUUGACUUGAACCGUUGGCCACGGUUAUCGAGUCAGUGGCGGUUGGCAUCAGUUGCAUUCAGAAAACAAAUUUAAUGCUAGGUAUACAAUGCUAAUAUAUAGCAUUAUUGGUGCGUUAUUGAAUCUGGUGGUACGCGCCGUCAAUCAAGAGGUCACCAAGAGGUACUCUACCAUUAAAAUGUUAUGAACCUAUGAACCACCGCAGUAGAGGUUAUAGUAAUAUACCUUAAGUGUUGGCAGCACGGCAGAUCUGGUCACACUGAUCCGUGUUACAAGGAGCGUACUUGACACGACUGUUAGUAGUCUUGGAAUGUAAGAGAUACGAGGAGUAUUAAAGCUAUGUUGUCCUAUCUACUCGAUUCACGUCAAAGUUGUCCUAGUUUAUAUUUGAAAAGAUUUAAAUACAUAAUAGGUGAUUU
Hyalella azteca is the source of this 6223-nucleotide messenger RNA. RefSeq lists its product as uncharacterized. Lineage: Eukaryota; Metazoa; Arthropoda; Malacostraca; Amphipoda; Hyalellidae. Bases 786 to 2222 code for a protein of 478 amino acids. Gene Ontology annotation, biological process: cell surface receptor protein tyrosine kinase signaling pathway. The record is from RefSeq and is a predicted model, not a curated record. Gene Ontology annotation, cellular component: cytoplasm. The transcript has 2 exons.